AUGAGCUUCUUCCCACCCUCUAUCCCUCACAUCGCGUGCCCGAUGGAUUCGAUCGAACAGCUUCAAGUCGAUGAAGAGCUCCGAAAGAUUGACGAAGAAGAAAACUGGCUUCAUCGCCGAAGAUCUGAACUGCGUCAAGAACGAAACGCUGCAUCGCCAGUCUCCAAACUACCGAACGAGUGCCUCUCUAUGAUUUUUGACCUUGCUUCUAAAGAAGAACAUGCGCGUUCGAAGGAGAACCGUGGAAUAAUGCGCGAUCGCCCUACGUUCCGGACCACUUCUACCGUGGUAUCUCAAGUCUCAAACCACUGGCGAGCUGUUGCUCUUACUACUCCUCGCCUUUGGUCCUCCAUCUUCCUGAUAAUAGGAAGGAGUCGGCCACGUCAAAAAAAUUACAUCGAGGGGUUACUAGAGCAUGUUCGCCGUGCCAAGGCAGCUCCCAUUGACAUGGAACUGUCUUCUGGAUUGUUUUAUCGGCCCGGAGAAUACCCGCUACCCGAGUUGUCCAGCCUCGAGCUCGAGAUCGUUAGCGACUUGCUGCCUGCAUGUCGUUCCCUCAAAGUCUGCUUGCCACCGCGAGAAGCAUCAUACUCUGUCCUCGCCCGUUUGCUAAUUCAAGAUAUGCCCCAGCUGGAGGAACUCUCGUUAAGUGGUGAUGCGCACAGUCAAGCAUGGACCAUCUCGAUGCCUCUUUGCAGCGAGCGUCUGAGGUCCAUUGAGCUUCGCUAUGUCCAAUUACACCCCGUGACACUGUCUCAACUCGCCCAGGUGAGCUCACUAAGGAUGAACCAUUCAUCCAUCGUGACGACGAAAUCGGAACGCAAACCCGAACAGCUGGAUGCAUUGAAGAAGACGUGGCAGACGAAUCUGAUGGACGAAAGGCAAAGCUUACUCAGCUUGCAGGUGUUGCAGGGUGCAACAAACCUCAGGCAUCUUACCUUGCAGUAUGUCUUCGUAGCGACCCCACCCGAGGAUCUUGCUACCCUAACGUUCACACGUUUGGAUUCCCUUGAACUCGCAGCCGGGAUUCAGCUAUCGACGUAA
Messenger RNA from Dacryopinax primogenitus, 1044 nucleotides. RefSeq lists its product as uncharacterized. The transcript has a single exon. NCBI's taxonomy places the organism in Eukaryota, Fungi, Basidiomycota, Dacrymycetes, Dacrymycetales, Dacrymycetaceae. Bases 1 to 1044 code for a protein of 347 amino acids. The record is from RefSeq and is a predicted model, not a curated record.